GAUUUUAGGUGCCCCCUCAGGAUGCCUGAGUAGUUGCGCUCACCGCCAAUGAGCGUCUCCAGUGUGAAUGUCCUUCAUUUCUCUGUCUGAUUAGAGAACUUGCCAUCACGGAUCCAAAUCUGGAUUUAAAUAGGAAAGACAAGCACCUCUCCGGUUCGCCGCUGCCCCUCAACCGCGUGACACUCUGGAGCAUCUGAACCAACUUUAACUGAGCGCGACAUGGAGUGCCGAGUUCUGUCGAUUCAGAGUCACGUCGUGAGAGGAUACGUGGGAAAUAAAUCCGCAUCCUUUCCGUUACAGGUCUUGGGGUUUGAGGUGGACUCGAUCAACUCUGUUCAGUUCUCCAACCACACAGGAUACUCUCACUGGAAGGGACAGGUCUUGACUGCAGAUGAGCUUCAUGUCCUGUAUGAAGGGAUCAAACUCAACAACGUCAACCACUACGACUAUGUACUUACAGGUUACAAUAGAGACACAUCGUUUCUGGAGAUGGUGGUCGACAUUGUUCAAGAGCUGAAGAGAGCCAAUCCUAACCUUGUAUACGUUUGUGACCCUGUCUUGGGUGACCAUGGUUCAAUGUAUGUUCCUCAGAAUCUCCAUCCGGUGUACAAGAAUAAAGUGGUGCCUGUGGCCGAUAUCAUCACGCCCAACCAGUUUGAGGCAGAGUUGUUGACAGGGAAGAAUAUCAGCACGGAGAAAGAUGCUGUUGAGGUGAUGGACCUGCUGCAUAAGAUGGGUCCAGACACCGUGGUCAUCACCAGCUCUGAUCUUCCCGCUCGUCUCGGAGACAGAUUCCUGGUGUCUUUUGGCAGUCAACGUAUUUUGAUGCCUGACGGUACAAGGACGACCCAGCGGAUCCGAAUAGAGGUGCCGAAGGUGGAUGCGGUCUUUGUGGGGACCGGGGAUCUGUUUGCUGCUAUGCUGUUGGCCUGGACUCACCAUUACCCAACAGACCUGAAGACGGCUUGUGAGAAGACCUUCUCUGUUAUGCACCAUGUCAUUCGGAGGACUAUAUCUUAUGCCCAUGAGAUUGCAGGUCCUGGUAGAAGACCCAGCCCGGCCCAGCUGGAGUUACGGAUGGUCCAGAGUAAAGCUGACAUAGAGGAUCCAGCCGUAGUCAUUGAGGCCACUGUUAUAUAGAGCCGCUACAUCUCAUCCACACAUUUCACCCUCCACCCUCACAACUGCACAAUGUAUAGAUGUUGUACAUUUUGAUAUGUAAUGUGACAUUGCCUUAGAAUCUCAGCCAGAGCACAACAGUUCCAUUUAAAGAGAUUCAGCAGGGUACAGCCAAACAAGUGAGAGGAAGAGAGCCAUCGUGCUCCGAGAGAGAGAGUAACCAAUAGGAGAGUGGGAGAGAUGAUCAGCCUCUCUCAUUCACUCGGUUUUGUGCAUCUUCAACAUCUCUCUCUCUCUCUUUCUCUCAAAGCUGCUCAAGAACUCCGGUUCGUCCUGCACAUAAAGCCCCAGUCACUGACGUUUCCAGACCAGGUCAGUUAUGGAACUAAACUGCCAUUGAUCUAGUGAGGACCAAAAUGUAAGAACAAACAAAAAAAUGAAAUUAAUAUAGGUGUGAUGCUUUCUAAGCUCUGUGAUUUUGAGUCAGAGCAGUUCAGCAACAAACACAGAAAACAAAACCUAGAUGGCUGAGUCUCACAAAAACUGUCAAGAAUGCCAGAGUCAUAUUUCGUCCUGAAUCAAAUGAUCAAAAUAAGAUUUUUAUUGCAUAAAGGAAAAAUAAGGAUAUUAUUAGCACCAUUAAGAUUUUGUGUAUUAGGGUAUUUUUUUAUUACUGUAUUCUUUCCCCAGUUCUGCAAUUGCUCACUGCAAUGGGAAAAAUUAUCAACUUUAUAUUAUAUUUUUUUUAUUGUAUAUACAUUUAGAAAAGUAUAUUUAAUUUUAAUUAUAUAUUAGUGCUGUCAGAUCGAUUAAUCGCACAUAUACAAACUUUUAUUUUGGAUGCCCUAUUAUAUAUGUACAAACCCGAUUCCAUAAAUGUGAGUAAAAAAGGAAUGGAAUAAUUUACAAAUCUCAUAAACUUAUAUUUUAUUCACAAUAGAAUAUAGAUAACAUAUCAAAUGUUGAAAGUGAGACAUUUUAAAAUGUCAUGCCAAAUAUUAACUCAUUUUGAAUUUCAUGAGAGCUACACAUUCUAAAAAAGUUGGGACAGGUAGCAAGAAGAGGCAGGAAAAAUAAAAUGUACAUAUAAGGAACAGCUGGAGGACCAAUUUGCAACUUUUUAAAGAAAAAGAGCCUCUCAGAGUGGCAGUGUAUCUCAGAAGUCAAGAUGGGCAGAGGAUCACCAUCCCCCAAUGCUGUGGUGAAAAAUAGUGUAGCAAUAUCAGAAAGGAUUUUCUCAGAGAAAAUUUGCAAAGAGUUUAAAGUUAUCAUCAUCUACAGUGCAUAAUAUCAUCCAAAGAUUCAGAGAAUCUGGAACAAUCUCUGUGCGUAAGGGUCAAGGCCGGAAAAUGGACUGUGGCAAAGUGGAAAACUGUUCUGUGGUCAGACGAAUCAAAAUUUGAAGUUCUUUUUGGAAAACUGGGACGCCAUGUCAUCCGAACUAAAGAGGACAAGGACAAACCAAGUUGUUAUCAGCGCUCCGUUCAGAAUCCUGCAUCUCUGAUGGUAUGGGGUUUCAUGAGUGUGUGUGGCAUGGGCAGCUUACACAUCUGGAAAGGCACCAAAAAUACUAAAUGGUAUAUCCAAGUUCUAGAAUAACAUAUGCUCCCAUCCAGACGUCGCCUCUUUCAGGGAAGACCUUGCAUUUUCCAUCAUGACAAUGCCAGACCACAUACUGCAUCAAUAACAACAUCAUGGCUGAGUAGAAGAAGGAUCCGGGAACUGAAAUGGCCAGCCUGGAGUCCAGAUCUUUCACCCAUAGAAAACAUUUGGUGUAUCAUAAAGAGGAAGAUGCGACAAAGAAGACCUAAGACAGUUGAGUAACUAGAAGCCUGUAUUAGACAAGAAUAGGACAACAUUCCUAUUCCUAAACUUGAGCAACUUGUCUCCUCAGUCCCAGACGUUUGCAGACUGUUAUAAAAAGAAGAAGGGAUGCCACAUAGUGGUAAACAUGGCCUUGUCCCAACAUUUUUGAGAUGUGUUGAUGCCAUGAAAUUUAAAAUCAACUUACUUUUCCCUUAAAAUGAUACAUUUUCUCAAUUUAAACUUUUGAUAUGUGAUGUAUUCUGAAUAAAAUAUUGAAAUUUGUACAGUGUCCCAAAUUUUUGGGAAUCGGGUUUGUGUAUCCUUUCCUUUAUAUUUAC
Carassius gibelio (silver crucian carp) is the source of this 3263-nucleotide messenger RNA. RefSeq names its product pyridoxal (pyridoxine, vitamin B6) kinase b (gene pdxkb). Lineage: Eukaryota; Metazoa; Chordata; Actinopteri; Cypriniformes; Cyprinidae. Gene Ontology annotation, molecular function: pyridoxal kinase activity. Gene Ontology annotation, biological process: pyridoxal 5'-phosphate salvage. Gene Ontology annotation, cellular component: cytosol. The record is from RefSeq and is a predicted model, not a curated record. The transcript is spliced from 11 exons. The coding region runs from base 220 to 1140 and encodes 306 amino acids.